This is a messenger RNA of Myotis lucifugus (little brown bat), 379 nucleotides long. Its product is annotated as nesprin-1-like. The annotation marks the transcript as partial. The record is from RefSeq and is a predicted model, not a curated record. Lineage: Eukaryota; Metazoa; Chordata; Mammalia; Chiroptera; Vespertilionidae. The transcript is spliced from 3 exons.
GAUCUGCUUCAAAACACAGAUGCCCACAAAAGAGCCUUCCAUGAAAUCUACCGGACCCGGUCGGUCAACGGCAUCCCAGUGCCACCUGACCAGUUAGAGGACAUGGCCGAGAGGUUUCAUUUCGUUUCCUCCACAUCAGAACUGCACUUAAUGAAAAUGGAAUUUCUAGAAUUAAAGUACCGUCUGCUCUCACUGCUGGUUCUUGCAGAGUCGAAGCUGAAGUCUUGGAUCAUCAAAUACGGGAGGAGAGACUCGGUGGAGCUGCUGCUGCAGAACUACAUCACUUUUAUAGAAAAUAGCAAGUUCUUUGAACAAUAUGAAGUGACAUACCAGAUCUUGAAACAGACAGCAGAGAUGUACGUCAAAGCUGAUGGUUCAG